Messenger RNA from Coffea arabica (coffee), 3355 nucleotides. Its product is annotated as scarecrow-like protein 9. NCBI's taxonomy places the organism in Eukaryota, Viridiplantae, Streptophyta, Magnoliopsida, Gentianales, Rubiaceae. The record is from RefSeq and is a predicted model, not a curated record.
CUCUCCUAAAAGCGUACAGGUCCAUCUCGAUUUUUGCUCAGUCCUCUCGCUCGUUUAUUUAACUUCUGCUCAGUCCAUCUCGAUUUUUCUCCUCCGUCUUCCCACCAGACCACCGCCCACUCCCAGGUUCCACCACCACUUUCUUUUUCUUUUUCUUUUUCUGUUUUUUUUUUUUGCUAUUUCCUUCUCUAUUCUAUUGUACGCUGUUUCCUCGUGCUGUUACUGAGUACUAGUAGUAUUUAAUCCACACACGAUAAAGUGAUCAUAGAUGUCGCAAUGACGAUGGCUAGGGCGAAUGCAUUUAGGGGGACCUAUGUUACAUAUCCAACCUAAAUUCCACUUGUGAAUCGGACUCCAGGUUCGGGACAAAUUCUCAAGACACCUUUCUGACUACGGAAUACACUUUGUAGGUUAUAACUAAAUCUCAGGGUUGACGAACUCACAAAGAGUCUUGUUCGAGUUUUUCUUAUUCUAGUUAGUUGGCGAUUGGUAUGGAUCCGAGUUUUCUUGGGAUUCCGGCUUCUGCAAGAGGGAUUCGAUUGAGGAAUCAAAACCUGUCCACCUUUGGGGACUUGAAUCCAAAUGGACCCACAUUUGAGACUCUUUAUGUGGACCAGAAACGGGUGAAUCACGGCCUUACAACUAAAAAUGCCCCUCUCCAAUACAACUUUGAUGGAGGAGUAGAAUUCCUUCCCAGCGAUCCCUCCCCGAGUAACUUAACCUCAACUUCCAGUCUGGGUGUUGAGGAUGAUUUCAGUGAAGACCUUGAUUUUUCCGAUGCAGUUCUGCGGUACAUAAACCAGAUGCUUAUGGAAGAAGAUAUGGAGGAUAAGGCGUAUAUGCUUCAAGAAUCCUUGGAUCUCCAAGCAAAAGAAAAGUCUUUUUAUGAGGCCCUUGGCAAGAAGUACCCUCCUUCCCCUGAGCCGCAUCCUACUUUUAUCUUCCAAAAUGGUGCUAGCCCUGAUGAAUGCUUUUCUGGGGAUCAGUGUAACCUGACAAGUACAAGCAGCAAUCCUGGAAGUUACAUAGCAGAACCUAGUUCCCUGAACAACCUUGCUCAUUACGACGCUACCUCUCUUGUUCACUGUCACCGUGCUCAUCGUGCUCCAAGCUCAUCACUUAGCUCAUCAAUGGUGAAUAGCUUCCUGGACUCUCCGUCUAGUCCUCCUUAUGGGAGCCAUUCUGUUUGGAAUUUCAAGAAGGGUGUUGAAGAAGCUAGCAAGUUUCUUCCAGAUGGCAAUAAGUUGUUAAACUUCAGCAUCAAUGGGUUGUUUCCCCUGGAGCUGGCGGAAGAAAUUGAGGAGCCAAUACUUCAGGAAGAGGGAAGAGAUGACGUGAACUUCCUACCAACUGGGUCAAGGGGCAGGAAGAACCCUCAUGGCGGGGAUACAGAUUUAGAGGAGAGGAGUAGCAAGCUGGCAGCAGUUUUCACUGAAUCAACUGUGCGAUCAGAGGAGUUUGAUAUAGUCUUGCUUCAUAGCAUGGGAGAGGGUCAGGUUGCGCUGGCAGCUUAUCAAGAAAACUUGAGGACUGCCAAGAGCAAAGUUAUGCUUCAGAAUGGGCAACCGAAACUGAAGGGAUCUAGUGGGGGAAAGGGUCGUAGAAAGAAACAAAAUGUGAAGAAGCAGGUAAUAGAUUUAAGAACCCUCAUGAUUCAUUGUGCACAGGCUGUUGCUGCUGAUGACCAUAGGAGUGCAAAUGAGCUGCUCAAACAGAUCAGGCAGCAUGCUUCUCCUUUUGGUGAUGGGAAUCAAAGGUUAGCUCAUUGCUUUGCCCAAGGUCUUGAGGCACGGAUAGCUGGCACUGGUAGCCAGAUAUAUAAGGCCCUUGUGAAUAAAAGGACAUCUGCUGCUGAUUUCUUAAAAGCUUUUCAUCUAUAUCUAGCAUCAUGCCCAUUCAGGAAGAUCUCAAAUUUUGCUUCAAACAAAACAAUCAUGAUUGAAUCAAAAAAUGCCGUGAGGGUUCAUGUCAUAGAUUUUGGUAUCCUGUACGGUUUCCAGUGGCCCACCUUUUUUCAACGUAUUGCAGGAAGAGAGGGUGGCCCUCCGAAGGUUCGGAUUACAGGCAUAGAGUUUCCUCAACCUGGAUUCCGACCAGCAGAGCGCAUUCAGGAGACAGGUCAUCGUUUGGCAGAAUAUGCUAAGAUGUUUAAGGUGCCAUUCGAAUACAAUGCAGUAGCUAAGAAAUGGGAAACAAUCAAACUUGAGGAUCUUAAGAUUGAAGAGGGUGAAUUUGUUGUGGUGAAUUGUAUAUACCGAUCUAAGAACUUAUUUGAUGAGACUGUGGCUGUAGAGAGUUCAAGAACUAUCGUUCUUAAGCUGAUAAGAAGCAUUAAUCCAGAUAUCUUCAUCCAUGGGAUUGUGAAUGGAGCCUACAGUGCUCCCUUUUUUGUCACCCGCUUCCGAGAGGCUCUCUUCCACUUUUCAGCUCUUUUUGAUAUGCUUGAAACUAUUGUACCAAGGGAGAUUCCAGAAAGAACAUUAAUUGAGAAAGAAAUUUUUGGGAGAGAAGCUCUGAAUGUCAUAGCUUGCGAAGGUUGGGAGAGAGUUGAGAGGCCAGAAACAUAUAAGCAGUGGCAAGUCCGUAAUCUAAGGGCAGGCUUCAGGCAAAUCCCUCUAGAUCGGGAAAUCAUGAAAAAGGCAAUAGAAAAGGUGACGUCAGGUUACCACAAAGAUUUUGUCAUUGAUGAAGACAGUCAGUGGUUGCUGCUGGGAUGGAAAGGGCGAAUAAUUUAUUCCCUAUCUUGCUGGACACCUACUUAGAAAUCCCAAAAGUCCUGCACUUCUGGGAUUUGAACCCACCCUUCUGCAUGUAUUUAGUGCCAGUUCAAGUUUACGAGGGCAUGUCUGAUGAUCCUCAAAAGAGAUAGUACGGAACUUUACUUGGUUCCAGCAUUUACAGAGUAUAUACUUGGGCGAACCUUGAUUAAUGGAUAGCCCCACCUGGUGAGAUGAUCUUGACAAACUCGGCCGUUGGGGACGACACUUUGUUGUACAUUCAACGCUCUUGUUGGUUCAGUUUUUUUAAGGUUUUCAGCUUGUUACUCAGUCCAGGUCAACGUGGAGCGCUGAAAAAUUUGUGUAUUGAGUGCUGACGAAGAGCCUAAGUUGCUAAUGGCUGGAAGAUGGAAUCAGUUUGCAAUUAUUCAGUCUUGCUAUUUGUUAGACGAACCAGUUCAGCGCAAAAAAUUGAAAGAUGAUUCAAUGUAAUGCAUGAUUCCUUUAUAUUCGCAUGACACUUCGUCAAAUUUGCAUAUAUGAUUUAUUGUGAAACGUGAUUGCCCUGGCUACUUUUCCGCCAGGAAAUGUUUUAACUGGGAUGAUACUCAAUUUGUUUUACGAUUUUCAUUCCUUAA